AUGGCGUCCAACUUACCCAAGAAGGUGCUUAUCUUUGGUGCCACUGGCGUCAUCGGUCACUUCAUCAUUCGGGAAAUCGUCAACGCUGGGUCAUCAUUUGACAAGAUCGGACUGUUCACAUCGCCAGAGACCGUAAAGAACAAACCCGAUGAGAUCAGUGGAUGGAAAGAGAAGGGUGUUGAGAUCAAUGUAGGCGACGUAAACUCCGAAGAAGAUGUAAAGAAAGUCUAUGAGAGGUAUGACACAGUUAUCACAGCGCACGGCCGCAACGCCAUCUUGACCCAGAUCUCCCUUCUACAACUCGCCUCAGACUCACCAACAGUCAAAUACUUCUACCCAUCUGAAUUCGGCACAGACAUCGAAUACGGUCCUUCUUCGGUUAACGAAAAACCCCAUCAGCUGAAGCUGCAAGUACGAAAGUUCAUUCGCGAGAAUGUCAAAGACUUAAAAGUCACUUACCUGGUCACGGGACCGUACUCUGAUCUGUUUUUCGCGCCGAACAAAGACCCACGCAUCGGCUCGUUCAACGUCAGAGAGAAGAGGGCAACGCUGUUGGGUACCGGAGAGGAGGAAAUCAGUUUCACAACGAUGAAGGACGUUGGACGUUUGCUUGUUGCUGCGCUCAAAACUCCGACUGCGGACUCGGAGAGAAUUUUGAGAGUCAACUGCUUCACGACGACGGGUAAAGGCGCAGUCGCCGAAUUCGAGAAACAGACUGGUGCGAAGUGGGAUGUGUCUGUAACUUCUCUGGAAGAGUUUAAGAAGCUUGAGCAGCAGGCUUGGGAGGAAGAUUGGCCUUGGAAGACUCCGAUCACGUUACGUCGUAUCUGGACGGAGGGAGGUACGUUGUACGAGAAAAGAGAUAACGGAAAGAUAGGCUUGGAAGAUGGUUUAGAGACGUUAGCUGAUCAGGUUGAAAACAUUAUCGCAAAGCAUGGUUGA
Messenger RNA from Ascochyta rabiei, 942 nucleotides. RefSeq lists its product as uncharacterized. The transcript has 2 exons. Lineage: Eukaryota; Fungi; Ascomycota; Dothideomycetes; Pleosporales; Didymellaceae. Bases 1 to 942 code for a protein of 313 amino acids. The record is from RefSeq and is a predicted model, not a curated record.